AUGCUGCUUGAAAAGUCUUCAGAAUGGCAGAACACAUCAAGAAUAAAAGAAUUCAUCCUUCUUGGAUUUGGGAAUACUAAAAACAUUAAUCCUCUCCUGUUCAUAUUAUUUCUAACAAUUUAUACUGUCACAUUAUCUGGAAACCUUCUCAUAAUUACAUUGGUCAUGAUGGAAAAGCAUCUCCACACUCCUAUGUAUUUCUUCCUUUCGAAUCUCUCCUACUUGGAGAUCUGCUACACCACAGUUAUAAUACCUAAAAUGCUGGGCACUUUCCUUUCUGGAAAGAGGUCAAUUUCUUUUUGGGGUUGCAUUUUACAAAUGCAUUUCUUUUGCACACUGGGAGCUACAGAGUGUUACCUUUUGGCAGCAAUGUCAUACGAUCGUUAUCUAGCUAUAUGUAGACCCUUCCAUUAUGUCCUUAUUAUGAACAACAAAACAUGCAUCUUGCUAGUUACUAUAUCUUGGAUAAAUGGUUCAUUUCUUAUCACAAUUUUAACAUCCUUGUUGACACAACUCACAUUCUGUAAUCGAUACAAAAUUGACCAUUUCUUUUGUGAUUUCACACCCCUGGUAAGACUUUCUUGCAGUGACACUUGGAUGAUUGAAAGUGUGGCUUUAAUGACAUCAACUGUAGGACUUCUAUCUACAUUUUUCAUAACUGUUUCAUUCUAUGCACUUAUUAUUAGAGCAAUUCUAAAAAUCCCAUCUCUGGAUGGGAAGAAGAAGGCAUUUUCCACUUGUUCUUCCCAUCUUACUGUAGUUUCUAUUUUUUAUGGAUCCUUAAUGUUUGUUUACAUUUUGCCAACCACUGGAAAAUUUGAAGAUAUGAAAAAGGGCUUUUCUUUUGUAUAUACGGUUCUUACCCCCAUUGUCAAUCCCUUCAUUUACAGUUUACGAAAUAAAGACAUAAAAGAAAUCCUUAGAAAAGAAUUCUUCAAAUUUGGAACAUUUUCUGACUAUCAUUAA
Molecule: messenger RNA, 966 nt
Organism: Pseudonaja textilis
Lineage: Eukaryota; Metazoa; Chordata; Lepidosauria; Squamata; Elapidae
Product: olfactory receptor 2AP1-like
Biological process (GO): G protein-coupled receptor signaling pathway
Cellular component (GO): membrane
Molecular function (GO): G protein-coupled receptor activity; olfactory receptor activity
Source: RefSeq, a predicted model, not a curated record